AUGGAAGUAGCUUCGACAAAUUCAUAUACUACAGUAUUGACUUGUAAAAUUUGUACUAGUAAAAGUGCAAAGUACACCUGUCCGCGAUGCUUCAUAAAUUACUGCUCUUUGGCUUGCUACAGAGAUCGUCGACAUGGUAAAUGUUCGGAAGAAUUUUAUCGCGAGUGUUGUGAAAAUGCCAUCCAAGACCUGGCAGUUGAUGACGAAAAACGGCAGCAAGUCGAACGAAUGUUAUCACAAGAUGGAAAUUCUUACAACUUCGAUGAUGCGAAGUACCAAUCUGAAGGCAGCGGAGAUGAAAGCUCCUCUGAAGAUGAUCCUGGUGAUUUGUCGGAAAGGUUGAAGGCUAUCGAUUUGACUUCAGAGGACAUUGAUACUGAGGAAGUAUGGAAAUUGCUGUCAACCGAAGAGAAACGAGAGUUUCACAGACUGCUGGCAACAGGCAAUAUCUACGCCGUAGUGCCUGCUUGGUCGCCUUGGUGGCAGUUAGCUGCACAGAAGCUCGUCACUUCCUUUCCUGAUGAUUUCAUCGACCCCAGUGAAUCAGAGCAGAUGGGCAUGGACGCACGACCAUUAUCGAAAUUGCUUUCGAUCGAGCCACAUCCCUCUGUCAUCUUUUCACUAGCUGAAACUCUGUUAGGAUUCGUUUUUGUGGCAAGAUAUUUUAAUGGUGACCACCUGUCUGACAUGCACGUGGAUGCCUGCGACCUUUUGCUCAAACUUGUAUCGUACUUUCAACCUCAAGUGACCCAGAAGAACGGCUCGAACAAAACCCGAAUUGUCAAAAGCCUUGCAACAAAAAUGAUUAUUUUCACCAACUUUUUGGAAGUCUUGGGCUCUUUACAGUCGCGUUUGGCCCAAAAUCAUCUAACGUGCUCGCACAAAUUAAUACUCCUGCUGACUGAUGAUCUUCACUGUCUGCUACGAAAGUUUGACACAUUCGUGGAUCGCGCUUUACGUGAGAUUACACAGGCUCUGCUGGCAGUGAAGCCGAAGAACAUAGCAGUUGCGUCGGCUCUUCACAAAGUAAAAUUCCUUCGAGCUUGCGUUGGAAAACGGGACCAGGCCUCUAAUAACUGGUGUCAGAGAUACGUUCCACCACUUCUAGAUGCAGUGGAGACGUCGAUCUGUGAACAAAUGAUACAAAUCGAGGCUGAAAGAAUGCGAGAGGACUUACAUAAUCCAAAAAUAUCGAAGGCUGCUGGUCCAAACUGGCGUAAUAUCCUUCGAGACAAUCACAAGCGCCAACCUCCCUUCAUAGAGGGGAUCAAUCUACACGUACAGGAUACAAAUCUUUAA
This is a messenger RNA of Echinococcus granulosus, 1299 nucleotides long. Its product is annotated as Zinc finger HIT domain-containing protein 2. The record is from RefSeq and is a predicted model, not a curated record. The coding region runs from base 1 to 1299 and encodes 432 amino acids. Lineage: Eukaryota; Metazoa; Platyhelminthes; Cestoda; Cyclophyllidea; Taeniidae. The transcript is spliced from 3 exons.